Westerdykella ornata is the source of this 2160-nucleotide messenger RNA. Its product is annotated as AICARFT/IMPCHase bienzyme. The transcript is spliced from 4 exons. Gene Ontology annotation, cellular component: cytosol. The coding region runs from base 135 to 1931 and encodes 598 amino acids. Gene Ontology annotation, molecular function: phosphoribosylaminoimidazolecarboxamide formyltransferase activity; IMP cyclohydrolase activity. Gene Ontology annotation, biological process: 'de novo' IMP biosynthetic process. The record is from RefSeq and is a predicted model, not a curated record. NCBI's taxonomy places the organism in Eukaryota, Fungi, Ascomycota, Dothideomycetes, Pleosporales, Sporormiaceae.
GUGAAGGUGGGGCAGAAACUCUUCCAAAAUUUAGAGCUCAAUCAACACUCAAGGGUUUGCUACUCGUACUUGUUGAUAUAUUUCCCUUCCCCUCUGCAAAAUCUCACUCACAGAUUCGCGUGAGCUGACACAAAAUGGGCGGCCAGAAAACAGCUAUCCUGUCUGUAUAUGACAAGACAGGUCUCCUGGACCUGGCAAAGGGCCUCCAUGACCAAGGUGUCAGGCUUCUGGCCUCCGGCGGUACUGCGAAGAUGAUCCGACAAGCCAAUUUUCCUGUCGAGGAUGUGUCAGCCAUUACGAAAGCUCCUGAAAUGCUUGGUGGACGAGUGAAGACCCUCCACCCAGCCGUGCACGGCGGUAUCCUCGCAAGAGACCUAGAAUCGGACGAGUCGGACCUUUCCUCAAACAGCAUCGAUAAGAUCGACUUUGUUGUGUGCAACCUGUAUCCUUUCUCCGAGACGGUUGCCCGUAUCAACGUUACUAUACCCGAGGCUGUGGAGGAGAUUGAUAUUGGCGGGGUGACGCUCCUACGCGCUGCGGCGAAGAACCACGCUCGUGUUACUAUCAUCAGCGACCCCAAGGACUACCAUGAUUUUCUUACUGAGUUGAAGAAGGAUGGUGAGGUAUCGGAGACGAGCAGGCAGAAGUAUGCGCUCAAGGCGUUCGAACAGACUGCAGCUUAUGAUAACGCCAUCUCUGGCUUCUUCCGCAAGAAGUACGCAGGCAAUGGGGAGCAGCAGUUGCCUCUGCGAUAUGGCGCCAACCCCCAUCAGAAGCCGGCGACCGUCUUCAUACAAGAGAAGAACCUGCCCUUCAAAGUCCUCUGCGGUGCGCCGGGAUAUAUCAAUCUGCUCGAUGCCCUUAAUGCUUGGCCCUUGGUCCAGGAGCUUAGUAAAGCUCUGAACUAUCCGGCUGCUGCCAGCUUCAAACAUGUCUCUCCGGCAGGCGCCGCUAUUGGUGUUCCUCUCAGCGAAGAGGAACGCAAGGUGUAUAUGGUUGAUGACAUUGAGGGCAUUGAAAGUUCUGGCCUCGCCCAAGCGUAUGCCCGGGCACGCGGUGCGGACCGCAUGUCCAGCUUUGGCGACAUGAUCGCUCUCUCAGAAGAAGUAGACGUGCCCACGGCGAAGAUCAUCAGCCGAGAAGUGUCUGACGGUGUCAUCGCACCGGGCUAUUCCGAGGAGGCCUUGAAGAUCCUCCAACAGAAGAAGGGCGGGAAGUAUCUGGUUCUGCAGAUUGAUCCGGAAUAUGUACCGGGGCCCGAGGAGACAAGGACAGUUUUCGGCAUCACGCUACAACAACAUCGCAAUGAUGCCAAGAUUGUGCCUUCUGAGACCUUCAAUACCAUUAUGGUACCUAAGGGCUCAGGUCCGCUUCCCGAAUCCGCGCUCCGUGAUUUGACAGUGGCAACGAUCGCGCUCAAAUACACUCAGUCAAACAGCGUAUGCUAUGCGCUCAACGGCCAGGUUAUCGGUCUGGGUGCGGGUCAGCAAUCGCGUAUUCACUGCACUCGUCUUGCAGGCGACAAGGCCGACAACUGGUGGAUGCGCUUCCACGAGCGUACGCUCAACCUCAAGUGGAAGAAGGGCACCAAGCGCCCGUCCAAGUCCAACGCCAUCGACCUCCUCUGCAGUGGCCUGGUCCCUGACUCCGGCAUUGAGCGCGAGGAUUUCGAAUCGCAUUUCGAAGAGGGCCACGUGCCCCAGGUCUUCACGCCUGAGGAGCGCAAGGCCUGGCUUGCGAAAUUGGAGGGUGUGGCUGUCAGCUCAGACGCCUUCUUCCCCUUCAUUGAUAACGUCUUCCGUGCUGCGCGGAGCGGAGCCAAGUAUAUUGCCGCGCCAACGGGUAGUCAGAACGAUUCGGCCGUGUUUGAGACUGCGGAGAAGCUGGGGAUUACGUUCGUGGAGCAGCAUAUCAGGUUGUUCCAUCAUUAGAUUCUGGGAGUGGGAGCAUUGUUUACCGGCCUCCCGUAUGAGGAGGACUUAAAGUCAUGGAUAUUGCAUUAGGAUUCUGGUGUCAUUUGGUGGUUUAUACCAAAAGCGGUCUCUCGGGGAGAGCGGGUUAUAGAGAUGUAUGGAAGCCAUUCAACAUUCCGGUUUUCUGCCCAGAAAAUACUAUCAUGAACAAGAGCGGGUGGUGCGUAUUAGGCGUGAGUAGUUGCGC